AUGGCGGCCGCGGCGCGAGACCGGCGGCGAAGGGGCCGCGCUCUCGGGGCUGCCUCCGCCGCUGCCGCGGAAGACGACGGGGAGGAGCACCACCUCAACCCCUUCCUCUCGGACGCGGCGCCGACGUCUUCGAGAGUCCAGUUCAGGAACGUGGCGUCGCGGGCGCGGUGGGUGGAGGAGGCCGGCGCGGCGGAGGUGUUGGACAACAAGGGGAAGCUCUGGCUGACCACCGGCGUCACACGGGGCGGCAGGCUCUACUACAAUGUCGAGGAGAUCGGGUUUUUGGCAGAAAGAGGGGCAUUGAUUUUUCUCGAUGAUGAGGGUGCGACAAUAGGAAUGGAAGAAAUCUAUGGAAAGAUUGCAGGAGGAAAAUAUGGGUGCUCCUGGGAUGCCUUUCAGGCUUACAAACACUUGAAGUUGCUUGGCUACAUUAUCGGACGAUAUGGUGUCCCCUGGACAAUGAAGCAUAGCCCUACUUGUGAAACCACUGAUUCCCUCGAGGGUAUGCCUGACACUGACCAGAGUUUCAAUAGAGCCAAUGGUGUCCGCAAUGGCAUCACGAAAUUGCUCGGAGAAAUGCACAUAGAUGGGUUACAUCCAUCCUUUGAAGUGUAUCUACCAAAUAACAAAUUUAGAAAGUCAUCCCCUGGAGCCCCUUGUUUCCUCCUAUCUAUGCUAAGAGACAAACCACCAUCAAGGGAUGAACUGGAAACCAUCGAAAGCAAGUGUGACGGCAUUCCUCUUAAAUUUUGUCAAGUUGAUAAUGGACGUGUCAGCUUUCUCUCCUUCGACAAAGUUCUACUUCCUAGUUUGCCCUGA
Molecule: messenger RNA, 819 nt
Organism: Triticum turgidum subsp. durum (durum wheat)
Lineage: Eukaryota; Viridiplantae; Streptophyta; Magnoliopsida; Poales; Poaceae
Source: the annotation of a GenBank genome assembly